AUACAACCAAACAGAAACUGGUGAGCAAGACACAGGACUUGAAGUCUUGAGAUCCUACCGCCAUGCUUUCAGUGGUACUAUUCUCAGGUUUCUUUGCCCUCAUGCAGUGUGUCCCUCAUUAUGUCUUUGUGAAUGAAUCCAAGACUUGGGCAGAAGCUCAGAGAUACUGUAGAGAUAAAUACACUGAUCUGGCCUCCAUUGAGAAUGAACAACAGACGGUCCAGUUAUUGGAUACAGUGAAUGAUGAUUCCAUUGAUUUGGCCUGGAUUGGACUCUAUGAUGAUCUGAACAGUUGGAAAUGGACUCUAGAGGACAAUGAUUUCUUCAAGGAAGAAGGGAAAGACUUCAGGAACUGGUAUGACCCAGGACCAAACUAUUAUGGAGGACAAAGUGUGUGUGUGUAUAUGCACAUGGGGAUAUGGUAUACAACAAGCUGCUCCAAUGCAUUUUAUCCUACUGUCUGCUAUGAUGGAAGAGAAAACGCCAGUGAAACUUAUGUUUUUAUUUACCAAUACAAAACCUGGACUGAAGCUCAGAGUUACUGCAGAAAACAUCACACAGACCUCGUCAGUAUCAGGAAUGAGCCUGAAAACCAGAAGAUUCAGUAUUUAUCUCGGAAUUAUUAUAAUGUUUGGAUUGGACUGUACAGAACCAGAUCUUGGUCAGAUCAGAGCAACUCUUCAUUCAGUAACUGGACGACAGGACAGCCAGAUACUCCAGGAUCCUGCACUGUAGUCUCAUUCAGUGACUCUGAGCAAUGGACAGAUGAAAACUGCAAUUAUGUAUUUCCUUUCUUUUGCUACAGUGUGUCAUCUUUGACAUCAUCACGCCAGUAUCACUUUGUGAAUGAGUCUAAGACCUGGACUGAAGCUCAGAGACACUGCAGAGAGAAUUACACUGAUCUGGCCACCAUUGAUAACAUGGAGGAAAUGAACAGUCUGAUAAACACAGUUAAUGGGAGUUACAGUGGCUCAGCCUGGAUUGGACAGUAUGAUGAUGUGAACAGCUGGAGAUGGUCAUUGGAAAACAAUGAUUUCUAUCAGGAAGGAGAGAGAGAUUUCAGGAACUGGUAUCAUGAACCAGACAACAGUGGUGGGAAUGAACUGUGUGUUUACAUGCAUUAUGAUGGGAAAUGGUAUGAUAUAUCAUGUGACAACACUCCGCCAUUCGUUUGCUAUGAUGGUAGAGUGAAUGCUACACAGAGUUACGUUGGAAUCUAUGACAGGAAAAUCUGGUCAGAGGCUCGUAGAUACUGCAGAGAUCAUUACACAGAUCUCGCCAAUGUGAGAAAUCAGACUGAGAACCAGAGGAUCCUUGAGACAACAGGUGGAGGAGUCUGGAUCGGCCUGUACAGAAACAGGGUUUGGUCAAACGGUCAGAUUACCAGUUAUGAAAACUGGAGGCCACAAAUUUCUGGGUUACAGGCGCAACCAGAUAAUGGAAAUAAUCAAGCAUAUGAAUAUGGAUAUCAGCACUGCACUGCAGUAUCAUUCCAGUAUUCAGGCCGAUGGACAGAUGAGGUCUGUGAUUCCAGCAGGCCUUUCUUCUGCUACAGUAAGACCUGUACACAAUCUUCAUGCACUCACCAGUAUCAUUUUGUGAAUGAGUCUAAGACCUGGACUGAAGCUCAGAGACACUGCAGAGAGAAAUACACUGAUCUGGCCACCAUUGAUAACAUGGAGGAAAUGAACAGGCUCAUUAAAACAGUACGUAGGACUUACUAUGGCUCAGCUUGGAUUGGUCUCUAUGAUGAUCUGAGCAGCUGGAAAUGGUCUAUGGACAGUGCAACAUUAUUGGGAGGAUUUAACAGCUGGUAUGUCCAGCAACCAGUGAACUCAGGUGGACAGAAUCUGUGUGUGUACAUGUCAUAUUAUUGGGGAUCAUGGAGUGAAAUCUUUUGCUCCUAUAGACUUCCCUUUGUUUGCUAUGAUGGAAGAGUGAAUGCUAGUGCAAGUUACGUGUUUGUUUACCAGUCCAAAACCUGGACUGAAGCUCAGAGUUACUGCAGAGAACAUCACACAGACCUCGUCAGUAUCAGGAAUGAGACUGAAAACUACAGGGUUCAGUCAUUACUUUCAAAUUAUUACACAAUUUGGAUUGGAUUGUACAGAACCAGAUCUUGGUCAGAUCAGAGCAACUCUUCAUUCAGUAACUGGACGAUAGGGCAGCCAGAUAAUGCUGGAAACAGUGAAUACUGCACUGCAGUGUCAUUUAGUGACUCUGGGAGCUGGACAGAUGAAAACUGCAAUACUGCAUUACCUUUCAUUUGCUACAGUGCAUUAGCAUCAUCCCGGGAGUAUCACUUUGUGAAUGAGUCUAAGACCUGGACUGAAGCUCAGAGACACUGCAGAGAGAAUUACACUGAUCUGGCCACCAUUGAUAACAUGGAGGAAAUGAACAGUCUGAUAAACACAGUUAAUGGGAGUUACAAUGGCUCAGCCUGGAUUGGACAGUAUGAUGAUGUGAACAGCUGGAGGUGGUCAUUGGAAAACAAUGAUUUCUAUCAGGAUGGAGAGAGAGAUUUCAGGAACUUUUAUCAUGAACCAAACAACAAUGCUGGGAAUGAACUGUGUGUUUACAUGGAUUAUAAUGGAAACUGGUAUGAUUCAUCAUGUGAAAAUUAUUACAUAUUUGUCUGCUAUGAUGGUAGUGAAAACGCCUCUCAGAAGUAUAUCUGGGUAUAUGAGGGAAGGACCUGGACUGGAGCUCAGAGAUACUGCAGAGAGAAAUACACAGACCUGGCCAGUAAACAGACUGUGGUCAGAUCAGAGCAGCUCUUCCUUCACAUAUUGGCUGCCAUAUACUCCAGGUGAGGUUGCACAACCAGAUAAUGGUGCAAAUGUCCAAGGACUGCAGGGAGCUCAACACUGCACAGCUGUGUCUCUAAAAUACUCUGAUCAGUGGACGGAUGAAAGUUGCUUUGCCAGUUUGCCUUUCUUCUGUUACAGUGGUGAGCAAAUAACUUCUUUAAAGAAAUAAAAGAAUCAGGCUAUAACACCCAAAAACAAGAAAAUGUGGAUGUAAAUGUGGAUUCUGUAAAAUAAAAACAAUAGAAAGAUUGUAUCAAACAUGUAACAUGCUAACUUUUUGCUAAUGCAAGCUUUCUGUUUGCUUUUCGGUGACCCUGAUGACCAUCAUCAUAUCAACACACCAUUUCAGAUGAGUAUGUGAUGGGAAUGCGAGUAGAAGUUACAAGUCUAGAAAAUUUGUCAGAGUCUCAGAUUGAAGAGCUGGUGAUUAUACAGUUACAAGAGGAGCUGAUCAGACUUGGACUUCCCAACAACGUGACCAUGCAUUUGAGAGACUAUCGUAUGAUCAAUCCCUGAAGUUGGAGGACAGUGCUUUGCCGUUUCCAAUAAAUGCAGUUGUGGGCUCAAUACUUAAUCUAGCAUGAAAUUAUACUAUAAUCUAUGAAGACUUUUACAAAUGAAUGAUCCAGAUUUUGUUUUUCCAAAAUGUUAUGUCAUUGGGAUGUGUUGUUUAAUGGACCUAUUUAAUCAGUGAAGGGGGUUAUAUAAAAUACUAACAAUGUACUAUGUAGCUUGAUUUUCAGUCAGAGAUGGAAAAUUAUAACACAGUACAGUACAAUAUACUCAUUAUACUAUUGUUGACAUGAAUGUGAUAUUUUGAUCUGAAUAUGAUUUAUGGAAGAUGAUGAUUUUGAAAACAUGAUUAAAUGAAAACAUGAUUAAAA
Messenger RNA from Rhinichthys klamathensis goyatoka, 3694 nucleotides. RefSeq names its product macrophage mannose receptor 1-like. The record is from RefSeq and is a predicted model, not a curated record. NCBI's taxonomy places the organism in Eukaryota, Metazoa, Chordata, Actinopteri, Cypriniformes, Leuciscidae. Bases 63 to 2813 code for a protein of 916 amino acids. The transcript has 13 exons.